Messenger RNA from Exophiala aquamarina CBS 119918, 855 nucleotides. RefSeq lists its product as uncharacterized. Bases 1 to 855 code for a protein of 284 amino acids. The record is from RefSeq and is a predicted model, not a curated record. NCBI's taxonomy places the organism in Eukaryota, Fungi, Ascomycota, Eurotiomycetes, Chaetothyriales, Herpotrichiellaceae. The transcript is spliced from 2 exons. Gene Ontology annotation, molecular function: methyltransferase activity.
AUGAGGACAGGCUCGUACCACGCUUUCCAAGAUGGACAGUAUCCCAUCCCGAAUGAUGAAGAAGAGCAAGAAAGACUCGAUCUCUUACAUCACCUUUUCAAGAUGAUCUUGGGGGGAGAGUUGUACAUGGCGCCGGUGCCAUCGUCAGUCCAACGGAUACUCGACGUGGGGACUGGGACAGGAAUAUGGGCGGUGGAAAUAGCCGACAAGUUCCCCGCCGCGAGCAUUGUGGGCACCGAUUUGAGCCCAAUCCAACCUUUGUGGGUGCCGCCAAACCUACGGUUCUAUAUCGACGAUGCUGAGAGCGCAUGGUUAUUUGAUGAUGGGCAGAAGUUCGACUUCAUUCACGGUCGAGCUCUGUGCGGAGGAAUUGCUGAUUGGCCGAAAUUCUACGCUCAAGCCUAUGAGAAUCUGAACCCGGGUGGUUGGAUGGAGAUGCAAGAUCACGAGUGCUGGAUCAACAGCGAUGAUGGGGGUAUGGAUCAUGCUCCCGGUUGCUCCGAGUGGAUACGAGAGGUCGAUCGAGCAAGUAUCAUCUUUGGCAAGCGCCUCAACAUUGCCCAUCAACAUCGACAGUGGAUGAUCGAUGCUGGUUUCAUCAAUGUCCGCGAGAUGGUCCGCAAAAUUCCCAUCGGUCCCUGGGCAAAGGACCCGAAACUCAAAGAGAUGGGGCGGCUGUUCAGAGUUCAGAUGAUACAGUCUGUUCCUUCCUUUAUGCUCGCAUACUAUACCCGGAUUUUAGGAUAUAGUAUAGAACACACCCAAGUCACAAUGGCCCUUGUGAAGAACGAGUUUUCCGAUCGAAGUUUACACUUGUAUCUACGAUGGCAUUUUGUAUAUGGACAGAGGCCAUAG